This is a messenger RNA of Arachis stenosperma, 1408 nucleotides long. RefSeq names its product enoyl-[acyl-carrier-protein] reductase, mitochondrial. Gene Ontology annotation, molecular function: trans-2-enoyl-CoA reductase (NADPH) activity. The coding region runs from base 64 to 1206 and encodes 380 amino acids. NCBI's taxonomy places the organism in Eukaryota, Viridiplantae, Streptophyta, Magnoliopsida, Fabales, Fabaceae. Gene Ontology annotation, biological process: fatty acid metabolic process. The transcript is spliced from 8 exons. The record is from RefSeq and is a predicted model, not a curated record. Gene Ontology annotation, cellular component: mitochondrion.
AGCUACCAUAACCAAAAAAAAAAAAAAGGAAGGUUCGAGACACAAAUAAAACGAAUACAAGAAAUGUUGCGAUCGUUGGUUGCAAAACCUCACAGUUCCCAAUGCUUUAUCUUCAACCUCUCGCAGAAGUUACUUCACGGAAACGGCGCAGCUCAAUUCCGAGCAACGCGCGCAUUCACGCCGCGUUCAGUUGCCGGGGUGUCGCCGCCGUCGAAGGCGAUCGUGUACGAGGAGCACGGGCAACCCGACGCGGUGACGAAGCUGGUGGAGUUUCCAGGUGUGGAAGUGAAGGAGAAUGAUGUGUGCGUGAAGAUGCUGUGUGCUCCCAUAAACCCUUCCGACAUUAACAGAAUACAAGGCGUGUAUCCCGUCAGGCCAGAGCUACCCGCAGUUGGUGGCUACGAAGGCGUUGGAGAGGUUUACUCCGUCGGCUCCGCUGUCACUUCUCUCUCUCCUGGUGACUGGGUCAUUCCUUCUCCACCGUCCUUCGGGACAUGGCAGACAUACAUUGUGAAAGAUCAGAGUGUAUGGCACAAGAUAGACAAGGGCGUGCCUAUGGAAUAUUCUGCUACCAUCACUGUUAAUCCCUUGACUGCUCUCCUCAUGCUUGAAGACGGUGUUACUUUGAGCUCAGGGGAUGCAAUUGUGCAAAAUGGAGCUACCAGCAUGGUUGGGCAGUGCGUCAUUCAGCUUGCAAAAUCUCGCGGUAUUCGCAGCAUAAAUAUUAUAAGGGACAGGGCUGGGGUUGAUGAAGUGAAAGAAACUCUUAAGAAUUUGGGUGCUGAUCACGUUUUCACUGAGAAUGAAUUGGAAGUGAAGAAUGUAAAGGGUCUCCUGAAUGAUAUACCUGAACCUGCACUAGGAUUCAACUGUGUUGGUGGCAAUGCUGCUUCUCUGGUUCUCAAAUUUUUGAGACAAGGAGGAACUAUGGUGACUUAUGGUGGAAUGUCUAAAAGGCCUGUUACUGUGCCUACCUCAGCCUUCAUAUUUAAGGAACUUUCCUUGAGGGGGUUCUGGCUGCAGAAAUGGUUGAGCACAGAGAAAGCUGUAGAGAGCAGAAGAAUGAUAGACAAGCUUUUGGGUCUUGUACAUGAGGGCAAGUUAAAAUACAACAUGGAGCUGGCUCCUUUUAGUGAUUUUAAUACAUCAUUGGAUAAGGCUCUUGGAAAACUUGGGAGCCAACCUAAACAAGUGAUCAAAUUCUAAACGUCGGAUUUUUGGAGAGGGAGUUUGCAUUUGUCUCUUAUCUGUCAAGUAUCAACCCAAAUCUUUGUAGAACCUCAUUUGUAUAGUACGUGGAUAUAGAGUUGUCUAAAUAAUACGUUGUCUUUCGUCAGUGUAUCGUGUCUGUUUUUCAUGCUUGAUGCAACCAAUAUAGAAAUUCUAAUUCAAGGCCGAUUACGUAAAA